Messenger RNA from Hydractinia symbiolongicarpus, 831 nucleotides. RefSeq names its product peptidyl-prolyl cis-trans isomerase-like 1. NCBI's taxonomy places the organism in Eukaryota, Metazoa, Cnidaria, Hydrozoa, Anthoathecata, Hydractiniidae. Bases 101 to 607 code for a protein of 168 amino acids. The transcript has 8 exons. Gene Ontology annotation, cellular component: catalytic step 2 spliceosome. Gene Ontology annotation, molecular function: peptidyl-prolyl cis-trans isomerase activity. Gene Ontology annotation, biological process: protein folding; protein peptidyl-prolyl isomerization. The record is from RefSeq and is a predicted model, not a curated record.
AACAAGGGCGGCAAGUAGUUGCAACUAUAUACUAGUAUUGUGAAAUUGUGAUAAAUAUCAGACUUGAUAGUUAACGAUUCGACGAGAUUCGAGAUUCAAAAUGGCGGUUCCACCUGAUGAUUGGCGUCCACAGUAUGUUACCCUCGAAACAUCUAUGGGAAAUAUUCAAAUCGAACUAUACUGGGAACAUACACCACGAACAUGUCGAAAUUUUGCUGAACUGGCGAGAAGAGGCUAUUACGACAAAACAAAGUUUCAUCGAGUUAUACCGAAUUUCAUGAUUCAAACUGGUGAUCCUAGUGGUACAGGAAAAGGAGGAUCAUCGAUUUAUGGUCCAAUGUUUGAAGACGAGAUUCACCCCCAUUUGAAGCACACUGGUGCAGGUGUUUUAUCCAUGGCUAACAGCGGUCCAAACUCAAAUGGAAGUCAGUUUUUUAUCACUCUGGCACCUUGUCAAUGGUUAGAUGGUAAACAUAGCAUAUUUGGACGAGUGUGUAAAGGAAUGCAAGUGGUGAAGAAAAUUGGAAAUGUUCAAACAGAUAUAUCAACCGAUAGACCAACUGAAGACGUCCUCAUCAUAGAGGCGCUGUGUUCUCGCACUCGAUAAGAAGUGUCGGCAUAAUACUUGAAACGGUUGAUAGAUUGGAAGAAAGCAAAAUGACGAGGAUGCGAUAAACUUUAUGCGGGUGAUUAAUGCGGGUGAAUAUCCUCGCACAAAAAUUUCCCUGAAUGGAUGGAUUACAACACUUUACUAAUGGCAGUUGUUAUAAGAGAAAAUUCUAAAAAGAUUCAAAAAAUCAUUUUAACGAAAAGAAUCUGCAAAUCUGAAAA